AUGUCUCUUGUAGCCACGAUAAUCGUUCUCUUUUUUCAAAUCAUUACAUUUUUUCUCUUUACCACCACCACAGCCUCAUCAUCACCUCUCGGCGGUAUCACCAUCGACUUAAUCCACCGUCGCUCUAACUUCUCUUUUCCUCGACCCUCUGAUACUGGUGAUGGAUCAUCUCCGUAUGCUAACACCGUCUUUGAUAAGUCCGAGUAUCUAAUGAAACUACAAAUCGGUGCUCCUCCUGUCGAGAUCGAAGCUGUCUUAGACACCGGAAGCGGCAUCAUAUGGACACAAUGCUUGCCUUGUCUCCACUGCUACGACCAAACAGCUCCCAUAUUCGACCCUUCAAAAUCCUCAACCUACAAAGAGAAACAAUGCGCCAACGAACCUGACCACGUCUGUCAUUACGAGGCUGCCUACGCAGGCGGACUCAACUCCAAAGGAACGUUCGCGACCGAGACCGUCACCAUCCAAUCAACUUCAGGAAAACCCUUUGUGAUGGCUGGAACCACCAUUGGUUGUGGCCACGACAACACAGGGGAUAUGUCCCCGGCCUCUUCGGGCAUUGUUGGUCUAGAUUGGGGAUCUUCAUCGCUCAUCUCACAGAUGGGAGGAAACUACCCCGGUCUUUUCUCUUACUGCUUUUCCGGUAAAGGAACUAGUAAAAUCAACUUUGGAGCUAAUGCUGUUGUGGCGGGAGGUACCGUAGCAACCACUAUCUAUAGAAAGAAUGGUAAAAACUUCUAUUACCUUAACCUAGACGCGAUCAGCGUUGGGAAUUCUAGGAUUGAGACGUUAGGGACACCGUUUCACUCAUCAGACGGAAACAUAAUCAUAGACUCUGGAACCACUAACACAUACUUGCCCGAGAGCUACUGCAACAUGGUGAAGGAUGCUGUUAGUAACGCUGUGAAAGCUGAACCAGCACCUUUUACGGGUGAUCUGCUUUGCUACACUACCAACGACAUAAAGAUGUUUCCGGCGAUCACGAUGCAUUUCUCGGGAGGUGCUGAUCUUGCGUUGGAUAAUUACAAUAUGUAUGUGGAGAAUGGAGGAGGAGUGACUUGUUUGGGGAUUGUCUGUGGUGGUCCAAAUGAUGAUGCAUUCUUUGGAAACAGAGCACAGAACAAUUGGUUGAUUGGUUAUGAUACUUCUUCAGAGGUUAUUUCUUUUAAGUCCACCGAUUGUUCUGCAUUGUACGGUUAA
Molecule: messenger RNA, 1200 nt
Organism: Thlaspi arvense
Lineage: Eukaryota; Viridiplantae; Streptophyta; Magnoliopsida; Brassicales; Brassicaceae
Source: the annotation of a GenBank genome assembly